AAUCAUUCUUCACACACAGAAUUUCUCUCUCUCUCUCUCUCUCACACACACACACACACACACACCAGUCCUAAAGUUAGAGGUUAGUUUCAUAAAACAUAAUCAUCAUAUUCAUCAUUUGAACUUCUGAAGCCAUGAAAAAGAGUUUGUUCUUUUUCAUAGCAUUACUUCUGCAAAUCAUGGCUUGGAUUCCAGCAACAAGUAGGCCUUUGGCCCCAGAUUAUGAUGUUUCUUCACAACUAUCAGGCACUUAUGGAAGUACCAAAAAUUUACAAGCUCCCUACAGUUCUAUACAGGAUUCACAGGAAAUGACAGAAGCAGAAAGCAAUAGAGGAAUGAAUGAGCUAGGUUCAAGACCUCCAAAUUGUGAACGCAAAUGUGAUGGUUGCACCCCUUGUGUAGCCACCCAAGUACCCACAGUUACUGGAAAAUUAGGCAUACAAUAUGCAAAUUAUGAGCCUAUAAGCUGGAAAUGCAAAUGUGGGAUGUCAUUCUAUAGUCCUUAACUUUUUCUUUUUUUUUUGUUACUCUAGAUAGAUAAAAUUAUAUGCUCAGUCAGUGUUUCUUUUACUCUGUUUUCUGCUUCAGAAGUUCAAUUAGCUUUGUACAAAUCAGAUAAUUCAAUUUAAGACCUGAAUCAAAUCAAUGUAUAUUAAUAUUAA
Beta vulgaris subsp. vulgaris (sugar beet) is the source of this 662-nucleotide messenger RNA. Its product is annotated as EPIDERMAL PATTERNING FACTOR-like protein 6. NCBI's taxonomy places the organism in Eukaryota, Viridiplantae, Streptophyta, Magnoliopsida, Caryophyllales, Amaranthaceae. The record is from RefSeq and is a predicted model, not a curated record. Gene Ontology annotation, biological process: guard cell differentiation; stomatal complex development. The coding region runs from base 135 to 506 and encodes 123 amino acids. The transcript has 3 exons.